GGUUCUUUUCCCAGUGUGCAAGAUUUCGGGAAAGACCAUCAUCAUUAGUGUUAUUUUCUUGUCCAGAAACGCCAUUGACAAGCUCCCCAUUUGUGCUCUUGACACUCCUCAAGACUUUAUUCAUUCAACGGCUGCCUACUUGUCUCGGGGCUUUGCGACAUUAUCAAAACGCUCUUCAGUUUAAAAGUGCACACUCUGGGCCUUGACAAAGUCUUAUUGCGAGUUCCUAUGCAUUCGGGAGCUUGUCUAGGUGAUGACCCCUCUUGACGUCGAUGAUUUCGGCUGGCUCUCCGAAGAUGUGCGCGAACUGGGACGGAGCCCAUCACCACUCGAUCUGGCUGAACUGGACGCCAAUGAGGACGAGCUCUUGCUGGAACGAGAAGCAUCCUCAUCGCCGACACCUUCGUGUCUACUGGCAGACGUACCUUCUUUGCUCAACGAAACGCCUCCCAAAAGGUUUAUGCUACGGAGACAGCAUUCACGAGGGGCUCUCGUAGGAAUAGGGUCACCUAAGCCUAACCCCUUUGUGGCAUCGGAAAAUGAUUCGCCAAUAUCUGUCUCCCCAGCAGCAGAACCAAAAGAGCAAUGCUCUAUGAACACAACCCACGAAUCCCAUAAGCCUCUCCAAUAUCACCUGGUUCUUCCCCCCCAAGUUAUACAAACGAUCGCCUCGUAUCUAAGCAUACACAAAAGCCGCUUGGCAUGCCUCUUGGUAUCAAAAACAUGGUCAAAAGCGGCCGCCAAAGCGAUUUAUCGAUGUCCAAGUGUGAAAACUGCAAAGCAGUUUCAUUCCCUAUUGCAAACCCUCCUCAGUCCCGGGAUUCACAACUAUGCGGCCUACGUUGUUGACCUUGAUAUUCCACUCUCUAUUUCAGAUGAACUCUUGAUGGGAGAUUUGGACGUGGCCCUUCAAUUGUGUCGGAAUCUCCGGGGCAUCCGUCUUGAGAACGCCUUGAACGCCUCUAACGUUCUCAUCCAGUCCCUAUCCGAUAACGUUAGACAUUUACGACGUGUUUACCUGCGGGGAUGCCCAAUCACAGAUGUCCUGGUGCCGGGCCUCACAAGAAGCUGUCCGCGCUUAGAACGCGUGGACUUCUCCUAUACACAGGCAACCGUUGUUAUAUUGCAAAACCUUAUAGAUGGAUGCGAACGCAUCCAAGCCAUAGAGUUGGAGGCAUGCGGACCGAGUUUGGGACCGGUUGUGGUGAACCCGCACAAAGCAUUACGUCGACCCUUACGGUACCUUAACCUUCGAAAUAGCGCGGUAGAAGAUCAUCAUGUGCGAUAUGCGGCGAUUCAUUGUCCGGUGCUUGAAUCGGUCGUUUUGGAUGGAUGUACGGCUGUGACAGACGAUGCUGUUGUGAAGCUGGCGCAGAGUUGCGGGUCAACUCUGCGAAGAUUGGAUGUAUCAUUUGUCCCAUCGGUGACUGACGUGGCAUUGCACGCACUCGCCAGGUACGCAAAAGUAAUGGAAGACCUGACGUUGGCCGGAUGUGACCGAAUCACACCCGAGGGCGUGCAGGUCGUCGCAAAGUCGUGCGACAAGUUGCAAACACUAGCGUUACAUGGAUGUGCUGGCAUCCUUGGGAGUUUUGUACAGCAGUUUGCGGUGACGGGGACAGAGUUGGAGUGCUCUCUUAAAUCAGCGGGUAUUAAGCAGUUGGCUGAGCACAAGCAGCAGCAGGACGUACUUUUGACGAGAGACGUUGGGAUGCGGACGGAUGAGGCUGGUGCGACAUUGUCGGAGGGUCCAUUGGUUGAACCACUGGCAAAGACGACAGCAGAUACCGCUACCGCUGUGGUAACAGUGGAUCAAACAACCCAAACUGAUGUCAAUCGUCCGGAGCUCCCGAUUGACAGCAAAGCCGUUCUGGACGCUGAAAAGCAACUGCACGAUAAUAUUGACUCUACGAGCGCAACGGAAAUUCUUUUAAAGUUUGCAGAUGCUAUCGCAUCUGGAAAAUGGGUCCCUCCUGGUGGAAAUACUCCAUCCAAUGGCACGGAUCCUGCCAGCGCUGGUUGGCCUAAUCCGUUCCCACCGGGCAUGCCGCCAUUUCCUUAUUGGGGUCCAUGGGCGUCCCAGAUGCAAGCUCCACCACAAUACCAUCCUGCUUGGGGAUAUCCUCCACCCGGAUGGGCCUCCCCGCCUCUCGGAUCGUUUCCUGAUCCAAAUCGGUCAACAGAGUCACCAACGCCCACACCAGCUGAUUGGCAGCUCCGUCGACAGUCUUCAACCGAGACGAUUAAUUCCGAGCUCUCCACGAAGCGCACCUCCAUCCUGUCAAACGAGAGCACUGUAUCCGGGGAGGGGCGGACCAAGGUGAAACCCACUAUACUUCCUGUCCUGAGGGAGCAAGAGGCGGGUAUGCCCACCCCUCCCGAUUCACCACCCUCGAAAGGCAAAGAACGGGAUAAGCGCCAGUCUACCGCCUCGACUGUGUCGAAUGUGUCUUCCACCGGAUCAACUGUAUCCAGGUUGAGACCGCCUUCAUCUUUGUCAAGGCUACCGGGACCGUCAUCCACUUCGAGGUUGAAGAUUCCGUCGGCGGUGACGAGGGGUGUGAAGGCUAUACCCAAGCCUACCCCUGCCCCGAGUGCGCCGACGCUGAUGCGGAGUAAGACAGCUGGGAGUUUGACGCCCACGACUAGACCUUCCGUUACCCGAACGAGUACUGGUUCAACGUUGAGCGCAGGGACGACACGAACGAGUGCUGGUUCAACCUUGAGCGCAGGGACAACACCUUUACGACGCAAGACAUCUUCAGUCCUUUCCCGAUCUGCCACGACCUCCAAAGUAUCCGCUUCCAUCUCCUCACCCGCUCCGAGCACUCCUCCUGCAACGACAACAUACAAACCCCGUCAGUUCCGUAAAUUCAACAGCUCACCAGAUGAAAUUCCCACCCUUUCUUCGCGUACCACCACACCAAAGCCCUCAACACCCACCCGCACUCCCACUCGCGCUUCAACUCAAUCCGACCGUGAACGAACCAAAACUCUUUUGCGGACUCCCGCGCAGACCUCCCGCUUGCGGUGGUCCCAUCAUUUGCAGCCCAGUCAAGAUGGGGAGGGAUGGAUUGCUGGCGGCACGGUGGUUGAGCCCAGUCCAGAGAAUGGAGAGGAGAAGACGGAAACAGAGAAAAUAACAAAGAGGGCGAGUGUGGGGAGUGGGUCGAGUACGCCGACCAAGACGGCGGGUAUGGGAACGAGUGGGAUUCGACCACCUUCAGGGCUUCGCAUGCCUACCCCGGUUAAGAAACCACCCUUGCUUAAAAAGAAGAGCUUUUCAAUGAUUUGAUGAGCGUAAACCGCAGGGUUUUUUUUUAUUCAAGUAAGAUGUUUUCUAGUGUGACUAGUUUUUUUAGGCAAGAAGAAUGUAAUGUUAGAAGUAAGCUCUUUUUUUUUGUAUUUUGCAUAGAGGUUUUUUGUUGUAUGUAGAGAUUUUGGGUGCUUUAUUAAUUGAAAGCCAAUGGAGCAAGACUUUUUUGUUUACAAGAUUGUAAACGUUGGACGAUGGAUUUAUUGGGUCAAGGUGUGGU
Messenger RNA from Spizellomyces punctatus DAOM BR117, 3536 nucleotides. RefSeq lists its product as uncharacterized. The record is from RefSeq and is a predicted model, not a curated record. Gene Ontology annotation, biological process: SCF-dependent proteasomal ubiquitin-dependent protein catabolic process. The transcript is spliced from 3 exons. NCBI's taxonomy places the organism in Eukaryota, Fungi, Chytridiomycota, Chytridiomycetes, Spizellomycetales, Spizellomycetaceae. Gene Ontology annotation, cellular component: SCF ubiquitin ligase complex. Bases 254 to 3295 code for a protein of 1013 amino acids.